Molecule: messenger RNA, 2184 nt
Organism: Serendipita indica DSM 11827
Lineage: Eukaryota; Fungi; Basidiomycota; Agaricomycetes; Sebacinales; Serendipitaceae
Source: the annotation of a GenBank genome assembly
AUGCGCCUUCAAGCGCUGCUACCAACACUCAGGUCACGCCCAGUAGACGAGGAAAAGCUCAAGCAGCUCUUAAAUGCACUCAUAAAUCUCCGACUUGCCUUGCCACAAGAUGUCGUCCUUCGAUAUUCGGCAGAGCAGCUCUUUCAUCUGCUUCCUGUGGAUUGUAUCAGCCGAAAGCAGUGGAAUAGUCUCUACGAGGAGAUUACAACGUUCUUGGUAGCAGACGUCUCAAAAGGAGACGAGCUUUAUCAACAAGAAUUGUUGCCCCGAGCCUGCCAGAGUAGUGUAUGCACUCUAGGAUUACCAUCUAUAGAUUCUGCGAUCGAUUUACCCCAGGAUGGAGUCGUAGAGUUGGCUGGAUUUGCGGGCAGCGGCAAAACGGUAUUCUUGAACCACAUGGUUGUCAAGUACCUUUUAGACAAUGAAGACCGAUCAGUCAUGUGGAUUGAUACCUUGGGAUCCUUCUCUCCGGAGCUUGCCAGUCAGGUAGUGGAGCAGUUAAAAGCCAAGAAGGAGAAUGAUGCCCUCUUACGACUGCAAGUCGCAUCUUGCCCCGACUUGGCCUCGGUGUACGACAUUCUCGAAGGAGUGGAGACUCAAUCAAAGGACCAACAAAUCGUGGGCCCAAAGUUGAGAAUGAUUGUCAUUGACCCCAUCACGCCAUUGCUGGGACCAAGUCUUAGUGCAGUAUCUUCCAAAGGACAUGCCAUGAUGGUCACAUUCAUGAGAUAUCUCAUGUCGCUAGCAAAGCAAUACAGAAUUCUGGUGUUUAUAUCGAAUACUGCAACACGACCUCGUCCCAUUUCAAGUGCUUCCCUGCAGGACGCGAUAAAGCCGAAACCAUCACUUGGUCCAUCGUUUACGUACCUUACAGAUGUCUCUCUCUUUCUUAGCAAAGACGAGCAGAGACCAGGACCCGGUUCAAGGGACGUCUUCCGGCUAAAGAUAUUGAAGAGUAGAGGCAAGCAUUCUGGCGACGUGUGCCGGUUUGGAAUACAGAACGGAUGCAUCAUCACCGGCAAUGAUUUCGCGAGCUGGGCGGAGAUCGACGUCUUCACCUCUCAAAAGCCCGUCAAACUGUUUGCGUUUAUUCGUACCCUCAGACGUCCGCUCGUGACCAACACUCUUCGUAGUGCCUCUGUUUCUUGGACACUUGUCGAUUUCCAGUCGCGCAGAGCAUUUGGUAAUAAUUCACACCUAAAGAUGGCUCCAAUCCAACCACAGGGAGAAAAAGGUCGUAGCUCAAAGAUGCACUCCAAAGUUGUCAUCAUCGGCUCUGGACCAGCUGGACAUACCGCAGCGAUCUAUCUUGCGCGUGCAAAUCUCGAUCCAGUCAUGUUUGAAGGAUACAUGGCCAACGGAUUUGCCGCUGGUGGUCAGUUGACAACAACGACUGAUGUCGAAAACUUUCCUGGCUUCCCCGACGGUGUGCGCGGGCCCGAGAUGAUGGACAAAUUCCGCGCACAGUCCAUCCGCUUCGGCACCAACAUCAUCACCGAAACCAUCUCCAAAAUCGAUCUCUCUCAGCGACCGUUCAAGUACUGGCGCGAGGGCGAAGAGGAAAAGGAACCCGAGACGUGCGACGUCCUCAUCCUCGCAACCGGUGCGAGUGCGAAGCGAUUAUCUUUGCCUGGGGAAGAGACCUAUUGGCAGAGCGGCAUCUCUGCCUGUGCAGUCUGCGACGGUGCGGUUCCUAUUUUCCGUAAUAGGCCGCUUGCUGUUAUUGGUGGAGGAGAUUCUGCAGCCGAGGAGGCACUCUAUUUGACCAAGUAUGGCUCAAAGGUCUAUGUGCUAGUACGAAGAGACGAGCUACGCGCGAGUAAGAUUAUGGCCAAACGUCUCAUGAGCCAUCCCAAAGUCGAAAUCCUCUGGAGCACAGUUGCAACAGAAGCAUGUGGAGAUGGCGAUCUCCUACAGAGCUUGACAAUCAAGAACGUCAAGUCGGGCGAAACGUCAAAACUUCCCCCAGCUACCGCUCUCGUCCGUGGCCAAGUCGACACAGAUGCGGACGGAUACAUUAUCACUGUCCCGGGUACAACACAAACUAGUGUUCAUGGCGUCUUUGCGGCCGGUGACGUCCAAGACAAGCGAUACCGACAAGCCAUCACCUCUGCCGGCAGUGGCUGCAUGGCCGCGCUAGAAGCCGAGCGACUACUCGCGGAAGAGGAAGAGCUCACUGAAUGA